GAGCAUGCUAAACCAAUGGGUUAGGUGGGGCGGAGCGGCGGCGGUGGCGGUGGCGGCAGCGGGUUCGGUUGCGCGUGGCGCACGGGGUGGGUGCGGAGCCCAGGCCGGGAGCAGGCGGUGCCGCAAGCGACCAUGGGCAAUGUGUUGGCCGCAAGUUCGCUGCCCGCAGGGCCGCCGCCGCCGCCUGCGCCCGCCCUCGUGGGGCUGCCGCCGCCUCCGCCCUCUCCUCCUGGCUUCACGCUGCCGCCGCUCGGGGGUGGCCUUGGCGCUGGGGCCGGCGCGGGUCGAGGCUCUGAACGGACCCCCGGGUCUGCGGCCGCCAGCGCUGCAGGAACAGCAGCCGAUGGGGCCUGUGGCUGCUUGCCUAACCCAGGCACGUUCGAGGAGUGCCACCGGAAGUGCAAGGAGCUGUUCCCCAUUCAGAUGGAAGGUGUCAAGCUCACAGUCAACAAAGGGUUGAGUAAUCACUUCCAGGUAAACCACACGGUAGCCCUCAGCACAAUUGGGGAGUCCAACUACCACUUCGGGGUCACGUAUGUCGGAACAAAGCAGCUGAGCCCCACAGAGGCAUUCCCUGUGCUGGUGGGUGACAUGGACAAUAGCGGCAGCCUCAACGCUCAGGCCAUUCAUCAGCUGGGCCCCGGCCUCAGGUCCAAGGUGGCCAUCCAGACCCAGCAGUCAAAGUUUGUGAACUGGCAGGUGGAUGGGGAAUACCGGGGUUCUGACUUCACAGCAGCCAUCACCCUGGGGAACCCAGAUGUCCUGGUGGGUUCAGGAAUCCUCGUGGCCCACUACCUCCAGAGCAUCACGCCAUGUCUGGCCCUGGGCGGAGAGCUGAUCUACCACCGGCGGCCUGGGGAGGAGGGCACUGUCAUGUCUCUAGCUGGGAAAUACACAUUGAACAACUGGUUGGCGACAGUAACGCUGGGCCAGGCGAGCGUGCAUGCAACAUACUACCAUAAAGCCAGUGACCAGCUCCAGGUGGGUGUGGAGUUUGAGGCCAGCACAAGGAUGCAGGACACCAGUGUCUCCUUUGGGUACCAGCUGGACCUGCCCAAAGCCAACCUCCUCUUCAAAGGCUCCGUGGACAGUAACUGGAUCGUGGGGGCCACACUGGAGAAGAAGCUCCCACCCCUGCCUUUGUCGCUGGCCCUCGGGGCCUUCCUGAAUCACCGGAAGAACAAGUUUCAGUGCGGUUUUGGCCUCACCAUCGGCUGAGCCCCUCCUGGCCUCUGCCUUCCACACCCUUACUCCAGACUCCCCCUCCCCCUCCCCAGCCAAGGAGGGGAGACCUGAGCCCCCCUCCUCCUCCCUUCCCUCCCUCCUUGGGGGUCGGGGGGCAGUGGAAAGGAGGGGACCCCCAGCAGCUGACGGGGGGACUCUGGAACCACAGACGCUUCAGGAUUCAGAGCACAGGGGCAGUGUGUCCAGUGGGCUUGGGGUCCCAGAGGGAUUCCAGAAUCAAGGGGCAUGCCGGUUCGGAGCACGAGGGGCAGAGGUGGCCAGACAGCCUCAGGGAGGUGUUGGAACAUCCCAUGCCCGCAGAGGGCCCUGGCCCGGCCCUGAGUGGUCAGAAGAGGAGCUUCCCCUUCCCCAGUCAGCCCGCCCCUGCCCACUUCUCCACCCACCCCUCGGUAUAAAUCAUGUUUAUAAGUUAUGGAAGAACCAGGACAUUUUACAUAAAAAGAAAAAAAAAACCAACAAAAAAUAUACAUGAAAAAAAGUGGAA
Molecule: messenger RNA, 1729 nt
Organism: Manis pentadactyla (Chinese pangolin)
Lineage: Eukaryota; Metazoa; Chordata; Mammalia; Pholidota; Manidae
Gene: TOMM40
Product: translocase of outer mitochondrial membrane 40
Exons: 10
Coding region: 133-1218 (361 amino acids)
Biological process (GO): protein import into mitochondrial matrix
Cellular component (GO): mitochondrial outer membrane; mitochondrial outer membrane translocase complex
Molecular function (GO): transmembrane protein transporter activity
Source: RefSeq, a predicted model, not a curated record